Molecule: messenger RNA, 1319 nt
Organism: Leptosomus discolor (cuckoo roller)
Lineage: Eukaryota; Metazoa; Chordata; Aves; Leptosomiformes; Leptosomidae
Source: RefSeq, a predicted model, not a curated record
GCGCCGGCACGGCGACGCUCCGCACCCUGAGCAUCCUCCUGAGCCUCCUGGUCCCCGCUCACACCACCAGGGCACCGGACUGCGGGGGCAUCCUCACCCCAUCAGGACUGAGCUACCUUGCUGAAGUUUCAAAGCAUCAUGUGGAGACAGUCCUCAGGCAGGACCUCACGGCCCCGACAGUCCCAGACCCGUCCCUCGGCUCCCCAGAGCCCAGCAGCCCCGACACCGGGCUGCGGCUGAGCAUCGAUGCGGACCUCGGCAUCACACCCGACCCCUCGACCACCGAGGUGAUGAGACUGUCCAUCCUGGCGGACCUCCACGUGGAAAUGAACCCCGAAGGGAACCUGGAGCUGGUGGCCUCUGCCUGCAAAGCCACCUUGGAGGAGAUACAGAGCACCGAGGAGUUGGAAAGCAAGUCCUCUAGUUCAGACGUGGACAAGGAGAUUAACAUCGAUAAGAUUUGCCUGGAAGUCUCCAAAUUGCUCCUUUCACCAAACGAACAGCUGAUGUCUCUGACAGCUCAGUUCCCCGUCACACCGAGCUGCCAGGUCCAGUACCUGCCCCUGGCUGCACCCGUGUUCUCCGAGCAGGGAAUCACUGUGUCCUUGCAGACGACUUUCCAGGUGGCGGGGGUGGCGAUCCCGCUGCCAGUCAGCCCCGUGCCGUUCAGCAUGCCCGAGCUGGCGAGCUCCAGCCCUUCCCACCUCACCCUGGCUUUCUCUGAACACUUCUACACCAGCCUCUUCUCUGCCUUGGAAAUAGCUGGAGCCUUCAACAUGACCAUCCCGAGCCUGCUGACCACCACCACCACGGCAGAGAAGAUUACUCAGAUGGGCUCGCUCUUCCAGGAGGACCUACCAGUGGUACUGCAAGCCGUGGUGAGGAGCUCGCCCUGGGUGGUGCUGGAGGAAGGCAAGGCAGCCCUGAAGCUCUUCCUCACCAUCCACGUCGGGGCGGGAUCGACAACUUUCCAGAGCUUCCUGAGUGUGAACGUGGAUAUGUCUGCAGGACUCCUCCUUAGCGUCGCCGACACAAGGAUGAUGAUCUCUGCAGCAGUGAUAGAGGAUGUCGAGCUCAGCCUGGCUGCCUCCGACGUGGGUCCUGUGUCGGCUGCCUUACUGGAGGAGUUAUUUCUGCCCACCAUCCGUGAGGAGGUACCGGCGCAGGUGAACGCGGUCCUGAGCGACGGCGUAUUCCUGCCCCACAUCUCCAGCUUUACCUACGCUGACGUCAACGUCGUGAUUCACAAGGACUAUGUCUUGGUCCCCUGCAACCUCGAGCUGCGGGCGAGGAGUGGAGAGCAGACCACGACGGGCUGA